UAUGUCAAGUCACUGAUUGGCACAUGUGCAAAGUUCGUCACCAUUGAAUUACUUCCGGGUACCCGUACUUUAUGCAAGGAGUGAAAUGGAAGAGGAUCACAGUUCAUGUACCAGUUGUAGGAUCAUAGAGUAAACAUUAGCACUGUUCUCCCAGAACUCACGGCAUUAGGAUAUUGCAUGAACGCAGAGGAGUGAUUGAACCACACACCAAUCCGCCGUGACCGAGCCUUUCUUUUCUCUCUUGCAGGUAAGUUCUCCCUUGGAGAAAAAAAAAGAAGAAGUUUCAACAUGAGUGGUGACGAUGAUGGUGGCUUUUACCUGUCUCCUCACUUGCACUCCGAUGAGUGCAAUGAGUUUAUUACACAGCUCAGACAGUGCCACAAAGAGCACAAUGUCCUUCGCUUCUUUGGCACUUGUAAUGACUUCGACCGUGCCAUGCGCCAGUGUCUUAAAAAAGAGCGCUUGGUCAGGAGGGAGCAGAGCAAAGCCCAUGCUGCAGAGAUGCAGCAGAGGCUGAAGGCCGGCCCAAAGGAGAAGGACUGGUGAGGAGGAGUGGGCCGGCAUGGAGUCCAUCCACCCUGUGGGGUCCACUCCAGCAAAGGGCCUCGGUGACCAGACCGUUAGGAAGAGACUGGUGUAUCUAACCGAGUGCACCGUCGCUGCACUGCUGUUUUCUUGACCGAAUAUGAAUGUGUGUGUAAGGGUGUUGAGGUGAGGUUGGUGAUCCUCUUUGGCUGGAGAGAGAGCCUUCCUGCAGUUCCCCUGCCCACUGGAGCUCGCCAGAAGCAACCAGACGUUUUGAGUAUGGCGGUGUUCCCUCCCAUGCAGGGCUGUACUUGAUAUUUAAGCUAUUUUAAAUGAACACACUUUUGUUGACUCAGUGUACUAUCAAGUGGGGAUAUUUUUCCUGCUUGACAUGCAGUGUGGCAGUUCAGUACAAAUAAAAUAAACUCUCCUUGA
Messenger RNA from Clupea harengus (Atlantic herring), 960 nucleotides. RefSeq names its product C-X9-C motif containing 2 (gene cmc2). The record is from RefSeq and is a predicted model, not a curated record. Gene Ontology annotation, cellular component: mitochondrion. Lineage: Eukaryota; Metazoa; Chordata; Actinopteri; Clupeiformes; Clupeidae.